Messenger RNA from Baudoinia panamericana UAMH 10762, 1633 nucleotides. RefSeq lists its product as uncharacterized. The transcript has a single exon. The record is from RefSeq and is a predicted model, not a curated record. The coding region runs from base 91 to 1170 and encodes 359 amino acids. Lineage: Eukaryota; Fungi; Ascomycota; Dothideomycetes; Mycosphaerellales; Teratosphaeriaceae. Gene Ontology annotation, molecular function: nucleotide binding.
AAACGCCGCGAGAGAUUCCGGCAAUCAUGCAAUGGUACGCUCUACCACAAGCGAUGACUUUGAGAGCGACUUAUCAGCCUCACCGGAUCCAUGACGAGUAGCAAGCAGUUCAAUGUCGCCGUCGUCGGCUAUGGCAUGUCAGCAAAAGUCUUCCACAUCCCACUCGUCCUUGCGUUGCCGUCCGACUUCAAGCUCUAUGGCAUAGUCCAACGGUCUUCAAAGCCAACCGACGAUGCGGCGAAGGUCCACCCCAACGCCAAAGUCUGGCGUUCCGUCGAUGAAGUGUACGCGGAUCCGGCCGUAGACCUCGUCGUCAUCACGAGCAUUCCAGCAACUCACUACCCAAUGUGCAAAGCGGCGCUUGAAGCAGGCAAGAACGUCGUAGUCGAGAAACCUUUCGUACCCACCACAAAGGAAGCCGACGAGCUUAUAGACAUCGCACACAAGAGCGGCAAGCUCUUAACAGUAUACCAAAACCGCCGCUGGGAUGCGGACUUUCUCACUCUGCAACAAGUCCUUGCCGAAGGCUCCUUAGGCGACAUCGCGGAGUUCGAGACACACUAUGACCGUCAUCGUCCCGAUCCACCGCCAGCCACCUGGAAGGCGAAAGCCGAGCCUGGCCAUGGAAGCAUCUUCGACUUAGGCACGCAUUUGAUAGAUCAAGUGUACCAUCUCUUCGGAAUGCCGCAGAGUGUUACCGGCAUGCUAUGGAAUCAGCGGCGCGUGGUGCAGGGUGGUGCGCCUGACAGCCAUACGUUGCUGCUCAGGUACGACAACGGAAUGCUCGUUACGGUCAAAGCUGGAGUUGUCAGUCCGGAGGUGGAGCAACUCCAUUACUGGGUGCGUGGCACCAAGGGUAGCUUCAAGAAGUUCCACGUAGAUGAGCAGGAGGAUCAGCUGAAGGCUGGCAGGGGGCCGGGCGACGAGGGCUUUGGCGUUGAUCCGGAGUACAAGUAUGGUACGCUGACGACUUUAGUUGAUGGCAAGUUGGAGCGGAAGACGUACCCGACUGUUAAGCCACUACUGUAUGUAGAGUUUUACCGACAGCUUGCGAAGGCCUUGAGGCAGGAGGGCAAGGUGCCGGUAAAGCCAGAGGAUGCUAGAGAUGGUUUGAGGAUCAUCGAGGCGGCGCAACAGAGCUCGAGAGAAGGUCGGACAAUCACGCUAUAGCUCACUCGUCAGUGGAGUAAAUCUCGCACACAGCGAGUUGUGUUGCAUGAAGAGCUUGUGCUUCGGUUGAUCUCUUGAGUCGUUAUCGUACAUCUCUGGCUUGUGAGAUGCACCCAAUGUAUCUAUGCAUGUUAUUUACAGUGCCACCAAAGACGCCGUCCAGGAUACACCAAAGUCCAUAUUCCGUAUCAUGCCGCUGAUGUGGGCAUACUGUACAAUGCUUGAACGCUCAAACGAAGAAACCUGAUCCGGUAGUGCUGUUAAGCGGACCUAGUUGCAGAUACGCUGGCAAGGCGACAUUACCAGCCGAGGUCGCAUUGCCGCUGUUCAUUGUGCCGUCGCUUGUUGCCGUGCCAUUGUACAAAGCCGUUCCGUUGUAUGCAGCCGUGUUAUUGGAGGUGAAAUUGCCAAACCAAGUCAUGUUCGCCAUAUUCGCAAAGAUCGUGACCGUUUUCAAGAUCAA